ACAUUUCUACAGCAGCUGAUGUCUACAGAUAGUUCCACACACAUGUCUACCGAUAGUUCCACACACAUGUCUACCGAUAGUUUCACACACGUGUCUACCUAUAGUUCCACACACAUGUCUACCUAUAGUUUCACACACGUGUCUACCUAUAGUUCCACGCACGUGUCUACCUAUAGUUCCACACACAUGUCUACCGAUAGUUCCACACAUAUGUCUACAGAUAGUUCCACACACAUGUCUACCGAUAGUUCCACACACAUGUCUACCUAUAGUUUCACACACGUGUCUACCUAUAGUUCCACGCACGUGUCUACCUAUAGUUCCACACACAUGUCUACCGAUAGUUCCACACACAUGUCUACCGAUAGUUUCACACACAUGUCUACCUAUAGUUUCACACACGUGUCUACCUAUAGUUCCACGCACGUGUAUACAGAUAGUUCCACACACAUGUCUACUUAUAGUUCCACACACAUGUCUACCGAUAGUUCCACACACAUGUCUACCGAUAGUUUCACACACAUGUUUACCUAUAGUUUCACUCACGUGUCUACCUAUAGUUUCACACACGUGUCUACCUAUAGUUCCACGCACGUGUAUACAGAUAGUUCCACACACAUGUCUACCUAUAGUUCCACACACAUGUCUACAGAUAGUUCCACACACAUGUCUACCGAUAGUUUCACACACAUGUCUACCGAUAGUUUCACACACAUGUCUACCUAUAGUUCCACACACAUGUCUACCUAUAGUUCCACACACAUGUCUACCUAUAGUUCCACACACAUGUCUACAGAUAGUUCCACACACAUGUCUGCCUAUAGUUCCACACACAUGUCUACCGAUAGUUUCACACACAUGUCUACCUAUAGUUCCACGCACGUGUCUACCUAUAGUUCCACACACAUGUCUACCGAUAGUUUCACACACAUGUCUACCUAUAGUUUCACACACGUGUCUACCUAUAGUUCCACGCAC
Molecule: messenger RNA, 978 nt
Organism: Candidula unifasciata
Lineage: Eukaryota; Metazoa; Mollusca; Gastropoda; Stylommatophora; Geomitridae
Source: the annotation of a GenBank genome assembly